Coprinopsis cinerea okayama7#130 is the source of this 1551-nucleotide messenger RNA. RefSeq names its product laccase 2. The transcript has 14 exons. Bases 1 to 1551 code for a protein of 516 amino acids. NCBI's taxonomy places the organism in Eukaryota, Fungi, Basidiomycota, Agaricomycetes, Agaricales, Psathyrellaceae. The record is from RefSeq and is a predicted model, not a curated record. Gene Ontology annotation, molecular function: copper ion binding; oxidoreductase activity.
AUGCUGUCUAUCUUUUCACUCUUUGCUCUUCAGUCUUUACCAGCUGCUUUGGCAGCUUUUGGCUCCUCGGGGAACCUUAUUGUCGGUAACAAGUUCAUUUCCCCGGAUGGCUUCAACAGAUCCGCCGUGCUCGCUGGUAGUUCACGGAAUGGAUUAACCUUCCCUGGGCCAGUAAUCACUGGAAUAAGGGGCAGCCGAUUUAACCUCAACGUCGUGAAUGAGCUCACCGACCCGACUAUGCUUAGAACUACGAGUAUCCACUGGCAUGGACUCUUCCAACGAGGGAGUCAAUGGGCAGACGGCCCUGCGGGUGUCACUCAAUGUCCCAUUGUUCCAGGAAGCUCUUUCCUUUAUCAGUAUCGAGUUCCUGACCAGGCAGGGACGUUCUGGUACCAUUCCCACCACCAAUCCCAAUACUGCGACGGCCUGCGUGGAGCACUCGUCGUUUAUGACCCUCGCGAUCCUCAUCGUCGACUGUACGAUAUCGAUAAUGAAUCUACGAUCAUAACCCUGGCCGACUGGUAUCACGUCCCUGCCCCCUCUGCCGGUGUUGUCCCAACUUUCGAUUCCACCCUCAUCAAUGGCAAGGGCCGCUAUGCUGGCGGACCUGCUGUGGACCUCGCCGUUAUCAAUGUCGAGCGCAACAGACGUUACCGCUUCAGGCUCAUCUCCAUUUCAUGCGAUCCCAACUAUAUUUUCUCUAUUGAUGGUCACCAAUUGACUGUAAUCGAAGUGGACGGCAUCAAUGUCCAGCCCCACACUGUCGACUCCAUCCAAAUCUUCGUCGGCCAACGCGUUUCCUUCGUACUCCACGCAAACCGACCUGUGGGCAACUACUGGAUCCGCGCAGACCCCAAUUUUGGCACCACAGGCUUCGCCGGCGGAAUCAACUCUGCUAUCUUGCGAUACCGCGGCGCUCAGCCCGUCGACCCAGUUACCGAACGCCUCCCUUUCUCCAACCCUUUCCGCGAAGUUGACCUACGACCCCUCGUUCCCAAGCGCCCUCCAGGCCGGCCUGAAAUCGGAGGCGCAGAUAUUAACAUCAACCUCGAUAUUGGUUUUGACCCCAGCAGCAUCACCUUCUCGGUCAACAAUGCGACCAUGCUUCAGCCUACUGUCCCGGUUCUUUUGCAGAUUCUGAGUGGAGCUAGGACACCACAGGAACUCAUGCCCCAAGGCAGUAUCUACGUUCUUCCCAGGAAUAAGGUGGUCGAACUAUCGAUUCCUGGAGGCUCAGUUGGAAGCCCUCACCCGAUUCACUUCCAUGGCCACACGUUCCAUGUUAUCCGAAGCGCGGGUAGCUCGGAAUACAACUACUUCAACCCUAUCGAGCGCGACGUCGUCAACAUUGGCGAGUCGACUGAUAAUGUCACUAUCCGAUUCAAAACUGACAACGCCGGUCCCUGGAUUCUUCACUGCCAUAUCGAUUGGCAUCUGGUUCUGGGUCUUUCCGUUGUCUUUGCGGAAGAUGUUUCGAGUAUUGCUAGACUCAACGCUCCUCCUGCUUGGCACGAACUCUGCCCGAAGUACGAAGCUUUCGGGGAAGAGUAA